UUCUGUCAUUGUCUUGUCAACGAGCCGUGGUCGUAGAUUGCUACAGUGCCAAUUUAUAAUUCCACAAUUAAAUAAUUCCACUCUCACAAUGUCUGCUAAAUUCCAAGAUUACAAAGAUAGUUUGGAGCGCAGUCUCAACGACAAAGCCAAGCCAUGGACGAAAUAUUUCGAAUUGGCUGAAAAAAAAACCGGCGUAAACCGAGUCUAUCUCUUCGUUGGUAUGGUGGCGUUCACUGGUUUAUAUUUAGUGUUCGGGUUUGGAGCUGAAUUGAUUUGCAACUCGAUUGGCUUCGUGUACCCGGCGUAUAUGUCUAUGAAGGCCCUAGAGUCGCCGAAUAAAGACGAUGACACUAAAUGGCUGACGUACUGGGUGGUGUUCGCAUGCUUCUCAAUUGUGGAGUACUUCUCGGACUUCAUUGUGGGAUGGUUCCCUCUGUAUUGGCUCAUAAAGUGCAUCUUCGUCAUAUGGUGCUACCUGCCGACGGAGUUCAACGGCUCGCUGAUCAUCUACAACCGCAUCAUCCGCCCAUACUACCAGAAGCACCACAACCGCAUCGAUGGCAUGGCUAACUCGGCCAGCCGCUUGGUAGCAGACGCAGUAAGGAAGAACAACUAAAACAAUAAAAUAUAAAAAAUAAAUUUCUGUGGGAAGCGAAAGUACAAAUUUUUUUCUGCACCCGCUUUCACGAGCUUCGCAGCACUCUCACCAACCGUAUAUAAUAAUUAUUGAAAUACAAAUUAUCAGGACAAAAGUAAGCAGAGACAAAGCAGUCCAUGUUCAUUGAAUGUCAAUUAAUCAUUUGUGAUCAACAUUCCUCGCGGUUUACUCUAUUGGAACAUAGGUACAUUAUUUUUAAGUUUUUAACACUUUCAACAAAUUGAGUGUUGAUUAAAAAUGAUAAGUUUAGACUUAUACCACUGCUAUAUGUGGCACUAUUGACACAGAGGCAGUGGGCCUCCUAAAAUCAUCUAAUUUAUGACCAUUACGAAUAAAAUUAAUGAUUUUAAAUAUUGAUGAAUAUGUAAUUCUCCUAAUGUAAUGAAGGGCAUGUUGGUUUUGUUUAAAUAUUAUUUUAGAAAGACCUUGUAUUAUUAGCUAAGUUGUUUAUAAUCGUGACACAUUUUUUAUACUUCUUAGUUUUAAAAUUAUUAGUUGAAUCUAUCUUUUCCUGGCUUGUAUGUUCUUGUAGGGAUUGCAAUCCUUAGAAGCGUAAGUAAAGCCCCCCGUAUUUUAGUUUCCCUAUAUUAAGAUCUCUUUGUGGAACAAUGAAUUUCUUAUUGCUCUGUGUUAUUGCAGAUUUAGAUUUUGCUCAAGGAAUGUUAGUAAUUUGUCAUGUUUAAGUUUGUCUUUUUUAAGGUUGAAUAAUGUUAAUAGUUUUUUCAAGUGUUGCCAGCUACAAAAUAUAGAAUCGUGUUGCCAUAUUUUCAAAUUACUGUACCUCUUUCAAACCAAGUAAGAAAUGUUUAGAAGUAUUUUUGUACAAUUUUAAUAUAGCUAGCCUAGCUUAUACUCGUGGCUUAGUCUGCGUGGUAUAUAGUACCAACAAAAGAAACCCCAAAGUUUUCAUAGAAUAAUCAUGUUUUAAGUGUUUGGUGUUACGCUUGUGAUGUGAAAAAUCCAUGUAAUGUGCCUUUAACAUUUGGCUGCCAUCAUUAUUUGUAUUCACUCAAGGAAUUGUUAUACUUGUCAUUUUUCACAUAAUAAAAGGAAUUCAUUGUA
This is a messenger RNA of Spodoptera frugiperda (fall armyworm), 1720 nucleotides long. RefSeq names its product receptor expression-enhancing protein 5 (gene ReepB). The transcript has 4 exons. The record is from RefSeq and is a predicted model, not a curated record. The coding region runs from base 89 to 616 and encodes 175 amino acids. NCBI's taxonomy places the organism in Eukaryota, Metazoa, Arthropoda, Insecta, Lepidoptera, Noctuidae.